This is a messenger RNA of Entelurus aequoreus (snake pipefish), 1802 nucleotides long. RefSeq lists its product as uncharacterized. The record is from RefSeq and is a predicted model, not a curated record. NCBI's taxonomy places the organism in Eukaryota, Metazoa, Chordata, Actinopteri, Syngnathiformes, Syngnathidae. The transcript has a single exon. Bases 353 to 907 code for a protein of 184 amino acids.
CGGAGGAGGAGAGUCGUAGUAGGUGACCACCAAAGCAUGGACGUGUUGCUACGCGACAAUAAACUCAGAGAAAUAGCUUUAAAAAUAAAAUAGGGCUUAGAAAAACAGCCUUAAAAUAAGAUAGGUGGCACUUUAAUUACCAGGCAAAGCUGCAAGGAGCUCAUUUUAGCGGUCCAGGGAGGCGAAGACAGGCGAGGCCCGAGAGGGCGUGACGGGGGGGAAGUGCAGGCUAUGCAGAGGUCAAGAAAAAAAAGCUCCACGUUAGUGAAAAGGUAAAAAAAAGAGCCCUCUUUGUGGAGAAUGUGAAGGGGUCAUCAUCAUCAUCAUCAUCCCAGGGAGUGAGGAAGACAAGAUGCUCUCCCAGGUGAUGUGCAGGAGGGGCUGCAGGCUCCAGGCUGACACCGCGGACGCCCCCCGCAGGAACGCCGUCAAUCGCGGCAAGCGAGCGCUCCAGCGGCGGCCGGCGGGCCCGCUGAGAGGGCCCAAACACCAACACCACCCUGCGAGGAGCCUCCGGCCCGUCGUCGUCGACGCCGCGGGGAGCCGAGCCCGGGGCAUGCGGGCCCCUCAGAACACCAACCAGUUCCUCAUGCAUGAGAAGUACCAGAUGAUGCACAUGCGCUCGGACUCGGUGGGCAGCGACAGCGGCAGCUGCUCGGACACGGACUCGGAGCUCCUCACGGACAUGGACUCGUACCUGGGCGCCCUGGAGAACGCCAGGGGAGCCCUGCUGGACGGUGCGGCGGCCCCGCAGCAGCGUCAGGACGCAGCGCCGAGCCAGGUGGUGCAGGAAGACAGCAUGCAGUACUUCCCCUCCGAGGACGACCUGCUGCAGAGUCACAACUUCAUGCAGAGGGACUUUGCAGAGUUCUGCGACUUCUUCACCUUUUCAGAGGGGCCCACUUGAAAUGUGGAGUCAGGUUUGGAAGUCCAUCGUCAUCAUGACAGAACAUUUGUGCUUUGACGUUUUUAUUGAAAGUGUUCAUUUGUUUGUGAGAUUGUAUAUAAAUGGCAGUAAUGUAUAAAUAAACACAAUGUUGUUAUUGCUGGUGCACAAAGGAUGGUGGGCGUGAGCUCCAGUAGCCAAUCAGCAUCCGGCUUCCUCUUUCUGGCUGCUCCUGGUUGGCUGAUGCCUCCUGCCCUUUUUUUUUUUUUUUAAAUUGAACAACAAACAUACAUUUAUAAUUAGGGAUGUCCAAUAAUGGCUAUUUUGCCGAUAUCCGAUAUUGUCCAACUCUUAAUUACCGAUACCGAUAUCAAUCGAUAUAUAUAGUCGUGGAAUUAACACAUUAUUAGGGAUGUCCGAUAAUGGCUUUUUGCCGAUUUCCGAUAUUGUCCAACUCUUUAAUUACCGAUACCGAUAUCAACCGAUAUAUGCAGUCGUGGAAUUAACACAUUAUUAUGCCUAAUUUGGACAACCAUGUAUGGUGAAGAUAAGGUACUUUUUAAAAAUAAUAAUAAAAUAAGAUAACUAAAUUAAAAACAUUUUCUUGAAUAAAAAAGAAAGUAAAACAAUAUAAAAACAGUUACAUAGAAACUAGUAAUGAAUGAAAAUGAGUCAAAUGAAGUGUUAAAGGUUAGUACUAUUAGUGGAGCAGCAGCACGCACAAUCAUGUGUGCUUACGGACUGUAUCCCUUGCAGACUGUAUUGAUAUAUAUUGAUAUAUAAUGUAGGAACCAGAAUAUUGAUAACAGAAAGAAAUGGGGGGAGGUUUUUUUUUUGGGUUGGUGCACUAAUUGCAAGUGUAUCUUGUGUUUUUUAUGUUGAUUUAAUUAAAAAAAACCAAAAAAAAAAAAAAAAA